AUGCCCCGCGAUACUAAACAAGAAGGCGGUCAGCUGUCCAACUUCAUUCUGCCCAUCGUCGAGCUGCCUGACCGGAUCCAUCCUCGAUACCUACGAUCCACGAAACCGGGGUCCUCACUCCUGUCCCUGAAAUGGCCACGCCCGCCUCGAAAUCUUCUCGUCGUGCAGAAGCUCUACUCCGAAACGGUCACGGACGCCGUCGUCAAGUUCGCCAAGCACAUCCACAAUGAGUACCCGGACAUCCACCUCAUCCUCGAACCGCGCGUCGCGUCCAGCAUCCAAGAGCGCGUCGACUUUCCCGUCUACUCGUCAGACGACAGGCCCUACAUUGCGCAAAAGGUGGACGUGAUUGCGACAUUUGGCGGUGAUGGCACAGUACUACGCGCAGCUAGCUUGUUCAAGCUCCACGGAUCCGUGCCGCCCAUUGUCUCAUUCAGCAUGGGCACGCUGGGCUUUCUGGGCGAAUGGGACUUUCAGGAGCACAAGAAGGUCUGGAGAGAGGUGUACAUGAGCGGGAGCGACGUGGCGGUGCGCGACGCUGCCGUCCCCCGAGGCAAUAAGGACAGCCCAGAGGAACAAGACGGGGGCAGCAACCCCUGGGCACUCAUCAAGGGCAAAAGCAUGGGCGCGCAGCGAGCAUCCAAGGUCUUACUGCGACAUCGUAUCAAGGCCGACAUUUUCGACGCGAACGGCGACAACAUCAACGACAAGCUGUCCGACAACCUGCUAGGCGACUCCAAGUCCCUCGCCGGGCCCUUGGCCGGCACCUCCCCUUCUCUACGCGCCAUCAACGAGAUCUCCGUCCACCGAGGCUCGCACCCGCACCUCGCCAUUAUCGACAUUUUCCAAAACGGGCACUUCCUCACCGAGACAAUCGCCGACGGCAUCCUCCUCAGCACCCCGACCGGCUCGACAGCCUACUCCCUCAGCGCCGGCGGUCCCAUCGUCCAUCCCCUCGUCAAGUCGCUCCUCAUCACCCCCAUCUCGCCCUGCAGCCUGUCCUUCCGCUCCCUCGUGCUCCCGCUCGACACCAAGGUCACGCUGCGUAUGAGCAAGAAGAAUCGCGGUCGCGAGCUGGAUUUGAGCAUCGACGGCAAGCGCUGCGCCGGCGUGAGCCCCGGCACCGAGUUACGAGUGGAGGGCGAGUUUGUGGGACGGAGUCACGACGGAUCCGGGGAGGAGUGGGCGGGUGGUGUGCCGUGUGUGAUUAGGACCGAGGACGAUGAUCCUUGGGUCGGAGGACUCAAUGGACUGCUCAAAUUUAAUCAUCCCUUUGGGAGGGCGACGGAGGGCGAGGACUAA
Messenger RNA from Emericellopsis cladophorae, 1302 nucleotides. Its product is annotated as NAD kinase-like protein. The transcript has 2 exons. Gene Ontology annotation, biological process: NAD+ metabolic process; NADP+ biosynthetic process. NCBI's taxonomy places the organism in Eukaryota, Fungi, Ascomycota, Sordariomycetes, Hypocreales, Bionectriaceae. The coding region runs from base 1 to 1302 and encodes 433 amino acids. The record is from RefSeq and is a predicted model, not a curated record. Gene Ontology annotation, molecular function: NAD+ kinase activity.